Pantherophis guttatus is the source of this 2346-nucleotide messenger RNA. It is a transcript of the gene RILP, whose product is annotated as Rab interacting lysosomal protein. The record is from RefSeq and is a predicted model, not a curated record. Gene Ontology annotation, biological process: cilium assembly; early endosome to late endosome transport. Lineage: Eukaryota; Metazoa; Chordata; Lepidosauria; Squamata; Colubridae. Gene Ontology annotation, cellular component: cytoplasm; lysosome; ciliary basal body. Gene Ontology annotation, molecular function: protein dimerization activity; dynein light intermediate chain binding; small GTPase binding.
UGGCCGAGGACUGUGUUGGGGGGAGUCUGGGCUGGAGCCCCGCCCUGAAGGAAAAUGCCACUUUGGCUUCCCCUCGAAAGUGAAAGCGGUGCCGCCCGCACGCUCCACCCGAGCCACUUGCGCUGCUUCUGGCGCGCCCGGAGGCAGCUUCGGGACCUCCCUCCGCAGCACGGCUGGGCCAGCGGUAGCCCGAGUCCCGCCAGGGGCGCCUUCCCUCCGGCCGCGAGCGAGGCGGGGCGAGCGAGAAGGCGGAGCGGCGCUUCUCUUAGCCCGCCCGAGCGGAGGCGCCGUUGAGCCGCGCUCUGCAGCCGCCGUCGCCUGUCCGGGGCCGGAGCGCGGGGCCGGGCCGGAUGGAGGCGGCCUACGUGUACCGCCUGGCGGCCGCGCUGGGCUCCGAACUCCAGCGGCUCUCGGAUGACUUCGGGACGGGCGCCCUGGCCGGGCUGGUCUCGCAGGUGGUGCGCCUCCUCGAGCUCCUGGAGACGCUGGCCGCGGACGGAGCGGCGGGCGGGCUCGGCGGGGCGGCCGAACUGCUGUUGGCGGCGCCGUCGGGAGAGGAACCGCCCGGCGCCGGCGUCGCCGAGCGUUCGCGGCAGGUGGCGGAGCAGCGACUAGCCGAAGCCCGGGAGCGGGAGCAGCGCCUCCAGAACCGGCUGGCCCAGCUGGAAGAGGAGCAGCAGCGAACCUUGAGCUGCCUGGCGGGGGGCCAAGGCCAGGAAGACAGCCCUGGCCGCCAAGAACGGAAGCUGAUGAUGCAGCUGAAGGAGGUGGUGGACCAUCAGCGGGACAAGAUCCGUGCCCAGGACCAUGAGAUCCAGCUCAAGGCCCGGGACACAGAGGCUCUGCAGGAGCAGCUCAACCGCUUCAUGACUAUGAAUGAGAACCUGCGCCGGAAGCUGGCCGUGGUGCAGGCCCAGCUCAGGAGUGCCCUGGAGAGGAAGGGGGAGGUGGAGGCCCUCUGGGAAGCGGAAAGGCGUGGCAGAGCGGCAGAGCCCGCCAGCACUGGCACCCCCACGGAACAGGAGGAGGGGGAUAUGGGAGGGGCUGCAGUCCCCCCAGAACAGCCCCCUGACCAGCGCACCUUCUCAAAGGAAGAGCUGCAACAGAUCCUGCAAGAACGCAACGAGCUCAAGACUAGCCUCUUCUUGGUGGAGGAGGAGUUGGCCUACUACCAGCGGGAGCUGCUUAAUGGAGAGCGAGUCCCUGCCCUCCUCCUGCAUGCAGUGAAAUCUGCCAUCAAGAAGCAGCGCAAGAAGAUCUGGGCCAAGAUGCUGGGCACAGAAGAGGAGCCGGCAGGCAGGGAGGAAGAGGAGGAGGAAGGUGAGGGGUGGCCGAUAGGCUCUCCUGGCUCUGACUGCACCGAUGGCCACCUGCCCGAGUCCAGGAUCAAGAGCUUUUUCAACCAGUGGUAUCACAGAACCUCCCAGCCCAGCCCCCCGGAAAGCAGGCCUGGAACCUGGGAGAUCAUCAACGCAGAAGAUGUCGGUCCAGGAGAAGAGCAGAGGGAAGAAAUGCCCCCCAGUGGCUCCUCUUCCCCAGGCCCAACUUCCCCACUUCCUUGAACCGGGAUACUCAUUGCUGAACUUGCAGCUCUGCCCUUCUGGGCCCCAGGAGAGGUGCUUUGGGAAGCGCUGACCCAGCUUUGCCAGGAGCCUGGGGGCGCUGCCCUCCCAGACCCCUCGCCCUCUCCAACGAGGCUGUUCCCUGUGCAGAAGGUAGCCAGAACCUGCCCUGCGGGUGCUGUGCCCAGAACCGGCUGCCGGGCCUCCAUCCUGGGCACCUUCCACCUGGCCCUCCCUCCACGCAAGGUUGCGCCUUCUGGUAACCGCCUGGAGCAAGAGUUGUACACUGUCCUGUGCCUGCAAUUUCCAGGAUGGCCAGCUAGUGUGCAACCUUAACAUUUAACACCAAAACAACAAGGACAAUAAAAUGGAAAACGUGCAAGUGGGAAUGAAGAACCUCCUUGGGAGGAAGCGGAAAUCCCCCCCUCCAUUACUGAAGCAGAGGGAGGGGGCAGGGCAGGAUAUCCUACCCCAAUAUCCCCCUCCCACCAGUUUCCAUAUGCCACUCAAAACAAGCCUUUCAUGCAAAUCUUAACCGUGGAUAAAGCACCCCUUCAUUCUGGGGGGGGGCGGGGGGACAAACUGGGAGCCUCCUCGAACACCCUCUCAAGACACAACUCCUGGUGCCCCUCCCUCCCCUUUCCCUAACCUGAGAGGAAGCUGCAGCUCAACCUGCUCUGAUCUCCAAGAAAGGGGGAAGUGGGGGCUGGGGCUCCCCUUCUGGGGAGUCCAGGAAGGUCUCAAGAGGAAGCUGCGAUGCUUGGACAGAGACGUGGGGGAGGGG